AUGGCUCAAGUCAUGAGACCGGCAGCUGGGCCUGAUAAAUACAUGGUAUCAUCUUUGUAUCAUGAUGCAAGUAUUGGAAACGCUAUUAACAUCGUCCUGGUCAGACUUAUUCUUUUAGAAACGGAAGAUCAAGAAAAAGCCGAAGAUUUAACCAUCAGUCAGCAUGCAGAUGACACAUUACGCAGCUUCUGUAGGUGGCAGAAAUUCGUCAACCCCAAAGAUGACAACCAUCCCAAUCACCACGACGUCGCCGUUUUACUCACCAGGUACAAUAUCUGCACCAAAGUCAACGAGCCUUGCAGCACUCUCGGCUUGGCGGAAGUGGCGGGGAUGUGCCAACCUCAUAGGAGUUGCAACGUCAAUGAAGACACUGGCCUAGCUUUAGCUUACACAGUGGCACACGAGAUGGGGCAUAAUUUUGGAAUGGCGCACGAUGGUCCUCACAACGGUUGCCAAGCUCCUUCCGGGGAACGACAGCAUGUGAUGUCUCCGCAUCUCAACUCCGACACCAGUCCUCUUGUGUGGUCUAACUGCAGCAGAAAUGAAAUCACGAAAUUUUUGGACCGUGAUUGGGGAAACUGCUUGGACGACGAGCCAUCGGACCACGAAUUUUUUUUUCCUCAGCUACCACCGGGAGCCAUGUAUGACGCAAAUCACCAAUGCCGGCUUCAGUACGGUCCGGACGCUGAGCAUUGCGAAGGAAUCGAAGAUGUAUGCCAAACUCUGUGGUGCCGACAAGACAACAAGUGCGUCACCCGUCUGGAGCCUGCUGCCGAAGGGACGCUCUGCGACAAGAACAUGUGGUGCCAAAUGGGCCGCUGCACCGAAAUCGGCGAACAUCCAGAAGCUAUCGACGGUGAAUGGGGACAAUGGGGACCCUGGUCUCCCUGUUCUCGGACCUGUGGAGCAGGAGUGACGCUUUCGCAACGCCACUGUGAUAAUCCAAUGCCAGCUGGCGGUGGACGAUAUUGCAUAGGAGAGCGAAAAAGGUACAAGAUUUGCAAUGCUGAGGCCUGCCAAGAAAGUGCUCCAAGUUUCAGAUCGUCUCAGUGCAGCACCUACGAUUCGGUGCCUUACAAGGAGGAGCUGCAUAGAUGGUUACCUGUCGCCACACCAAUGACACCGUGUCAGCUGCACUGCAAGCCCGAAGGCAAAUUCUUUUCAGUCAUGCUUUCAGACACGGUAGCGGAUGGCACAGAAUGCAAUCCUGGGACGAGAGAUGUUUGCAUCAAUGGGAAGUGUAGACAUGUUGCCUGCGAUUGGGCCAUUGAUAGUGAAGCUCAAGAAGACCGAUGUGGUGUGUGUCACGGAGAUGGUACUCAAUGUCUGACGAUGAGAGGGAACUUCACUCUUCGCAUUGGACUGGGUUACGUUCAGAUCAUAUUGGUACCUAGCGGAUCCCGCAACAUCCGGGUCGACGAGCAGAAGGAAGCCACCAACUACCUUGCGGUGCAGGGUGAAAGUGGCGAGUUCUACCUGAACGGGAGAUGGUUCAUUCAGUGGAGCGGAGAGUACAAAGCUGCUGGAACCACUCUUUAUUAUCAGAGAGAUGGCGAAAAGGAAUCCUUGCACAUACCGGGGCCCACCAAAGAGAAUCUCAGGAUUUUGCUCUUAUACCAGACGGAGAACCCUGGCGUAACAUACGAGUAUACCAUUCCGAACAAGAAUGUCACACGGAAACCAGAAUUUCAUUGGUCGCAUGCAGAUUGGACUGUUUGUUCAACUUCUUGUGGUGGCGGCUCUCAAUUGGCUAAACCCAAGUGUGUCGAAAAAGAAGCUGGGUUAGUGGAAGAUAAAUAUUGUGAUGCUUCUAUUAAGCCAGCGGAGAAAACCAGACCGUGCAACAAGCAUCAAUGCCCGGCGAAGUGGUGGGCUGGUCCGUGGCAACAUUGUUCUGUGAGUUGCGGCCAGAACGGGAUCCGAAAACGCACUGUGAUCUGCGUGCGUUCUCUAAAUCGUGAUCAGCAAAUAGCUCUCCUGGACGAGGACUGCGAGGCGCUGGUCAGACCCGCGGACACAGAACCCUGUCCUCAUAAGAAGCCGUGUCAUGGAGAACUUGACAGUUGGACUGCAUCGCAGUGGUCAGACGUAUGCAGCAUGGAUCCUUGUAACUUCCAGAGCCGGCACGUGUACUGUAGCCAUCCUGACGGUCAUUGCAAGGAGGAAGAGAAACCAAUGGCUCGGAGGCCUUGCGCCAAUGUUACCUGUGGUGUUUGGGUGGUUGGAAACUGGUCUGAAUGUUCGACUUCUUGUGGUAAAGGUAUGAAGAAACGCAAUGUGACUUGUCGUGGCGGCACACCAUGUCAUCAGGCGACGGAACCUUUGACAAUUGAAGAAUGUCAAAACCAAGCUUGUCCUCAGCCUGACGAAAAAUCGAAUUUUAUAUCCGAAGACGAAGUGAUGCCCAAAAAACAUGGUCACAAGCACAGGCACGGCCAUGAUCAAAAAUCAAAUCCGAAGAAAAGCUCUAGGCCCCGUUUCGUAGCGAAAGACAUUAUACAGAUACCGAUAAUUGAGUUGGAAUCCAAGGAGUCCACAGAAGAAGAAGACAGUACAAUGGACAACGAAAUCGAGCCCCCGCAAAUCCGGAAAGAGCCGGAACUAAUUCCAUACAUCUUUGGCGAUGAUGACAACUAUGAAGACGAUGACUCGGAAAAUAGCAACAAUAAAUAUUCGUGGAAAGUGAGCGUUUGGACGAAAUGUUCCAGCCGCUGCGAUGGGGGGUCCCGCAAAAGAGAUGCCGUCUGCCUGGACACCGUGUCGAAGCACGUCGUGGUGGAGGAACUGUGCGAUCCAUUUCGCAGGCCCAUCACUUUGGAGGCCUGCAACACGGAGCCUUGCCUCGACUGGAUCAUAUCCGAGUGGAGCCAGUGUUCUGCCAAGUGUGGGGAAGGCGAAAUGCAUAGAGACGUCAAUUGCCCUAAAAGAUACCACUGCAAUCCGGACACCAAACCGGAAGAAAGAGCCACCUGCUUCCUCAAGCCAUGCAUCGAUUGGGUGGAUGGACCCUGGAGUCACUGUUCGACCACAUGUGGUGGUGGGGUCCAGAUCCGACACGUGAAAUGCGUCAAUAUGACGUCACAAAGUCCAGCAACCGGAUGUUCCUUAGAGCUAAAACCAAAUCACCGUCAGCCUUGUAAUCUGGAUCCUUGUCCCGAUAGCAAGUUGGCUUUCAGCGAGUGCAGAGACAAGAUGGAGAGCAGCCUGUGCAAAUCUCUGCGGCACAUGUGCGAGACGGGAUACUUCAAGGAGAAGUGUUGCCGCACCUGCACCAAGAGGAACAGACCCAAGAGGCCUCACCCGAGGGAACGGAACCACGUUCCUUCGUAGCAGCGCGCAUACGGACUUUUUUUUUAUAGAAAUCAUUUGUAGGAGAGUACAUAUUGUAGAAGUAUCCUCGAGGUGUUAAUAAGUGAAUAUAACGUCGCAAAACAUGAAACUGGUUUUGCUAGGAGUUCUAUGCUUGCGUUCGACGAACCUUACCGGUCGACCGGUGAGUAACCGGUUACUAACCGGAGCGAUCUGUCGGUUACCUCACCGGUUACCAUUUUAAGGUUAUUGGUUGUUCAAUUAUUGGUUGAUUGAAACACGUGAUCAGUAGCUGUCAAGUGAUCAUUUAACCGGUAGCGACCGGUUGAGUUCGUCGAACGCAAGCUAUGUAUUAAAUUAAAAAGUUUUGCGCACAGGCCAGACUCUUUUUUUGGUUUUUAGUAGGUUACUGUUACGGUUAUUGCAAGUUUAAAUAGAAAAAAAAGAUAAUCCAGUUUAUUAGCAUUUUAUAAAUAUUUUAGUGAUAGUUUAGGCAAAGUUACAGUGACGUGGUAUUGGAGAGUUUUAAAAAAUCUUGGUUCCACAGUAAUUCCAAAAGGUUUAAUUAAAAUGCAAAAUUUUAUCGAAUUAAAAAAUUUAGGCCAUCAACAGUUAUUUAAAGUUCCGUUAAUAUAUGAAAUAAUGCGUUAAAUAUAUAAAACGAGCCAUGAAGUAUUGAAAAUUUCAUUAAAAUACGAAAACUCUAAUCAAUAUGUAUCGCCAACCUCUCCAAGCAACCACAUAAUCGUAACCCAAGCAUCGUUUACUAAGCAAUUGCUUAAUUUUACUGCUGAUUUUCAUAAAGUGAAUUCGGGAAGAGAGAAUUUGACGCCAUACAUGAGCGAUCUCAAGUGAAAGCAUAGACACAUUUUGAAGCUUGAGUGAAAAAGUUUUACUCACGCUUGUAAGGCCCCUUAUAUCUUACGUAAGUAUGUAUCAAACCUCUCAGUUGUGUGAAGAAGAUUCCAAAAAAAAAAUCCAAGAGAUACUUACAUGAAGUCAUAAAUUUUGAUUUUUUUUAAGGAAUCGAAAAUUUUCCUUUGAUUUUUUUUCUUCUUCCAAUUUAGGAAAUUUUUAUUGUGCUUGAUUUAUGGUGUUUAAUUACAGUUGUUGACGUAGGGGCUAAAAUCAAAGACAUCAAGAAGUCUUAUAACAAUAAGUUUUAACAAAUAAGGCAGUGAAAAUCAAGGGGAUGUAAGUGGGCAUUUUCAGAUUUCGAGUAAAACGGGUAUAAAGGUAACGUCCUAGGUAGGUUUUAAUUUUUUUAAAAAAUCAUGCUAUGCAGCAGCACCUACCAGGGCUACAAGUACUAACGCUUGCCCCAAGGCAGAGGAGAGGUUCCCCUACUAUUUGUAUUGGUUAUCUCCAAAUUUUUAAUUUCACCACUUAGAUCCCUUUGCUUCUCACUGCCUCAAAUAAGGUCAUCAAUAAUGACACUCCUUUUACAGUGGAAAAAAAAUACAUUGAAAAAAAAAUCUGAAUUUUUGCGUUAAUUUUUCUGUUUGCAAUUAUAAAUUUGUAAAUGUGCCAAAAUUGUUUUCGAAGAAAGUUUUCUUUCUAUGAAUCGGUAGUAUAUAUCUGAAUAAAUUCAUUCAAUUAUUUGCUUCCCUUCUCUCUCUGGGGGGAAAAUAUUCAUAACUGCAUUUUUACUUCACUGUAUGGGUUGAAUAUUUUUGCAUCUCCUGUGAAUUAAUAAAACUAUGUAAAUGUGUAUGUAUGAAGAAAUGGAAAAUAAAUGUACAGUUGCCUCUUAUCAGAAGGAUUUCAUUUUAAAUGCGCUAUUGUAAAGGAGCAGACACAAAACGAAUAAAAACCUG
Molecule: messenger RNA, 5126 nt
Organism: Uloborus diversus
Lineage: Eukaryota; Metazoa; Arthropoda; Arachnida; Araneae; Uloboridae
Product: A disintegrin and metalloproteinase with thrombospondin motifs 7-like
Exons: 23
Coding region: 1-3330 (1109 amino acids)
Biological process (GO): proteolysis; extracellular matrix organization
Cellular component (GO): extracellular matrix
Molecular function (GO): metalloendopeptidase activity
Source: RefSeq, a predicted model, not a curated record